AUGGCAGCAAGAUUAAUUGCAAAAAUUGUAUUUACAUCAGGAACUGUAUUGGUUCGUUCAAUUCAAAUGGCAUAUAAACAAGCACUUUUACAGGCAGAAUCAGGUAUGGGAGCAGCAGCAGGUAGUAUGGAUGUUAAAAGUAAAAUGUCACCAAUUGAAGCAAGAAAGAUUUUAGGUUUAGAAAAUGUAGAAACAGUCUCAAAAGAAGAUAUCGAUAAAAAAUAUAAUGAAUUGUUAACAAUUAAUGAUCCAAAAGAUGGUGGUUCAGAAUAUUUACAAAUUAAAAUUUCAGGUGCAAAACAUUGUCUACAUAGUGCACUAAAAGAAGGAAAAAAAAUAUAA
Molecule: messenger RNA, 342 nt
Organism: Dictyostelium discoideum AX4
Lineage: Eukaryota; Evosea; Eumycetozoa; Dictyosteliales; Dictyosteliaceae
Gene: timm16
Product: presequence translocated-associated motor subunit
Exons: 2
Coding region: 1-342 (113 amino acids)
Biological process (GO): protein import into mitochondrial matrix
Cellular component (GO): TIM23 mitochondrial import inner membrane translocase complex; mitochondrion; mitochondrial inner membrane
Source: RefSeq, a predicted model, not a curated record